UCACGUAAAGCAGUGGAGGUAUAAGUAUUGUUUGCCGAAAGUUAUAGUUUAUUCAAAGUUGAAGUGAUAUAAAAAUAAGAUUUUAAUAAAUUGUAAUUGAAUAUUAAAUAAAUACUGAAAAAUUCUAAAUUGAUUUUAUAAAUAUUUCAAUAAAGUUGAUAAAUAUUUUCUUGAAAAUCAAUACAUUCUACACCCACUGAAAAUAAGACUGCGUAUUUGUUAGAAAAUUAUUUGCUUUGUUUCUAUAAAAGUUGUUACAGUUUUUAAGAGGAAAAAAGUCAUAGUUAAAAUGGAAAUAAUUUCACCAAAAGUACAAAAUAGUGAAAAAUUUAUUGAAACAGAUUAUGAAUAUCAAACUACAAAAGUGAAGCGUAAUGCCGAUGGGAAAAUCCAAGUUCAUCCCAUAACAACCGCUUUGAAAAUUCGCACCGAGAAACAUGUGCCCAAAGUUGGUGUUAUGCUCGUUGGCUGGGGUGGCAAUAAUGGUUCUACACUUACUGCUGCUUUAGAAGCUAACCGUCGUCAAUUGCAGUGGCGUACACGUACUGGUUUAAAUACAGCAAAUUGGUUUGGUUCAAUUACUCAAUCGUCUACUGUAUUGAUUGGUUCCGACGAAAAAGAACAAGAUGUGUAUGUACCAAUGAAGGAUUUAGUGCCGAUGGUUAAUCCAAAUGAUAUAUUAGUUGAUGGUUGGGAUAUAAGUGGAUUAAACAUUGGUGAAGCUAUGCGUCGUGCUCAAGUGCUCGAUAUAGGUGUACAAGAUCAAAUUUAUAAAGAUUUAUCAGCUUUAAAACCACGCCCAUCGAUUUACGAUUCCGAUUUUAUAGCAGCAAAUCAAUCGGAACGUGCUGAUAAUGUUAUUGAAGGCACGAAAUUUGAACAAUACGAACAGAUACGUCGCGAUAUACAAGACUUCAAGAAAAAAUCAGGUGUUGAAACAGUCAUUGUUUUGUGGACAGCUAAUACAGAGCGCUUUUGUAGUGUAAUCGAGGGACUAAAUACAACUAUGAAAGAUUUGGAGACAUCCUUAAAGGCUAAUAAAUCAGAAAUAUCGCCGUCUACUAUUUUUGCUAUGGCAAGCAUAGCCGAAGGAUGUACAUACAUUAAUGGCUCACCACAAAAUACUUUUGUGCCUGGAUUGAUUGAAUUGGCUGAACAUAAGGGAGUUUUCAUUGCUGGCGAUGAUUUCAAAUCGGGCCAAACCAAAAUUAAGUCAGUGCUCGUUGAUUUUUUGGUUGGAGCAGGCAUAAAGCCAGUAUCUAUUGCCAGUUAUAAUCAUUUAGGUAAUAACGAUGGCAAAAAUUUAUCAGCACCGAAGCAAUUUCGCUCUAAGGAGAUUUCAAAAAGUAAUGUUGUGGAUGACAUGGUUGCUUCAAAUAACAUUCUAUACAAGCCAAAUGAACAUCCUGAUCAUAUUGUAGUUAUAAAGUAUGUGCCCUAUGUGGGUGACAGCAAACGUGCUAUGGAUGAAUACACUUCUGAAAUCAUGAUGGGUGGUCACAAUACACUUGUGAUACAUAACACUUGUGAAGACUCACUUUUAGCUACACCAUUGAUUUUGGAUCUGGUUAUUUUGGGCGAACUUUGCUCUCGCAUACACAUUAAAAACGCUAAUUGUGCCAAUGCUGAAUGGGUGCCAUUCAAGCCUGUACUAUCACUGUUGAGUUACUUAUGCAAGGCACCUUUAGUUCCUCGUGGCUCUCAAGUUGUCAAUUCGUUGUUCCGUCAACGUGCGGCUAUUGAAAAUAUUUUACGUGGAUGCAUUGGUCUUGCACCCCUCUCCCACAUGACUUUGGAACAAAGAUUCGACUUCUCUGGUAUUGCUCAUGAACCUGCAAUAAAGAAGAUGAAAACAUUCGGCAAAAAUUGUGCUUUGGAAUCACAGGAUAAUGGUUAUACUAACGGUCAUACCAAUGGUCAUGUUAAGGAACAUGUGAAUGGCAAUGAUUGUGCCACCGAUCGCUAAUGAUCUAAUUUAAACUAUAUUCAUUAUCAUUAAUUUAACUAAAUGAAUUCUUUUAAGAUAUCAUACAUUAUGUUCUUUAACGUAUAAAAUAUCAGUAUGAUUAGAUGAAACACACAUGACAAGUACUUAGGUUUAUUGAUAGUAUUUACUACAUUUUGUAGUUGGUAUCUACAAAAUAAAGAAUUGGAAUAUUAGUGUCAUACAAAUUAGUCUUAAGUAUUGUUAAAAGUCAAAUUUUUUAAAAAAAGUUUUGUGUAAGAAACUAACCAUUUAACAAAAAUAAAUGUAUACUUG
Messenger RNA from Teleopsis dalmanni, 2260 nucleotides. It is a transcript of the gene Inos, whose product is annotated as inositol-3-phosphate synthase. Gene Ontology annotation, cellular component: cytoplasm. The transcript has 5 exons. Gene Ontology annotation, biological process: phospholipid biosynthetic process; inositol biosynthetic process. The record is from RefSeq and is a predicted model, not a curated record. The coding region runs from base 290 to 1966 and encodes 558 amino acids. Gene Ontology annotation, molecular function: inositol-3-phosphate synthase activity. Lineage: Eukaryota; Metazoa; Arthropoda; Insecta; Diptera; Diopsidae.